GUAUACUGUCGUAUAAGACCAAUAGGUAAUCCAGAUGAUGAAAUUUGUGUCCAGGUAUUAAGUGAAACAACCGUACAAUUAAAUCCUACAGAAGCUGCUACGAUAAGAAAUGGACAAGUUAAAGAGCUGCAGUACACAUUUCAACAUGUAUUUGAUGAAUACACAUCACAGAAAGCUAUCUUUGAUUAUGUUGCUUUACCAACAGUGGAAGACCUUUUACAUGGCAAAAAUGGAUUAUUAUUUACCUAUGGGAUAACAUCAUCAGGUAAAACAUUUACCAUGACUGGUUCUCCUAAAGAUCAAGGUAUAUUACCUCGGUGUUUAGAUGUUCUAUUUAACAGUAUAGAUGAUUAUCAAGUUAAAAAAUAUGUAUUCAAACCAGAUAGAAUGAAUAGUUUUGAAGUUCAGACAGAAGUAGAUGCUAUGUUAGAAAGACAGAAACGCGAAAUAUUACCUGGUGUAGGAACACCAAGAAUACCCUCUACACCUAGCACCCCAAAACCACCAAACUUUGGUGAACAGACAAGAUUGAGAGAUAUGGGUAAAGUUGAAGAUAUAGAAGAAGACAAUAGAUAUGGUGUAUUUGUAUCGUAUGUAGAAAUAUAUAAUAACUAUGUAUUUGAUUUAUUAGAAGAACUACAGUAUGAUCCCAUUACAGGCUACAGGGCACCACAAUCUAAGAUACUGCGCAAAGACAACAGUGAUAAUAUGUAUGUUAAUAGUUGUGUCGAAGUGGAAAUCAAAAGUCCAGAAGAAGCCUUUGAAGUCAUGUACAAAGGUCAGAAAAGAAGAAAGGUAGCCCAUACCGCCCUGAAUGCUGAAUCUAGUAGAAGUCAUAGUGUAUUUACUAUAAGAUUAGUACAGGCACCAUUAGAUGAUAGAGGAGAGGAAGUUAUACAGGAUCCAGAAAGAAUCUGUAUCAGUCAGUUAUCUUUAGUAGAUUUAGCUGGAAGUGAAAGAUGUAAACGAACAGAUAAUAUGGGUGAUAGAUUAAAAGAAGCAGGAAGUAUCAAUCAGUCGUUGAUGGUAUUAAGAACAUGUUUAGAAACAUUAAGAGAAAAUCAGAAAACCAAUGCUAAUAAGAUGGUACCAUAUAGAGAUUCUAAGUUAACACAUCUAUUUAAAACAUAUUUUGAUGGUGAUGGUAAAGUAAGAAUGAUUGUUUGUGUUAAUCCUAGAAGUCAAGAAUAUGAAGAGACAAUUCAUGUAAUGAAGUUUGCUGAAAUGACUCAGGAAGUGAUGAUAACUAGAGCCCAACAAGUUAGGUUUAAUGAUAAUGGUUUAACACCAGGUCGAGGUAAAAUGAAUCAACAACGUAUUGAAGCUGGUAAUGUUAAUGAACCUCAAGAUGUACCUGUAUUACCAUCACUAGUAUAUAGUCUAGGACCAACUUUCCCACCCAUGGAAUUACUUCAUGCAUCAGAUGAUAAAACAUUACGUUGUUUAGAAGAGUUUUUAGGAAUAAGAUAUAACAGACGACAGACAUUAAAUGUUGACUUUAACAAAAAAGGUAACGUAAGAUAA
This is a messenger RNA of Lottia gigantea (owl limpet), 1524 nucleotides long. RefSeq lists its product as hypothetical. NCBI's taxonomy places the organism in Eukaryota, Metazoa, Mollusca, Gastropoda, Lottiidae. The annotation marks the transcript as partial. Gene Ontology annotation, biological process: microtubule-based movement. Gene Ontology annotation, cellular component: microtubule; nucleus; kinesin complex. The transcript has 13 exons. Gene Ontology annotation, molecular function: ATP binding; ATP hydrolysis activity; microtubule motor activity. The record is from RefSeq and is a predicted model, not a curated record.